CCCGGGCUGUCCCGAGCUGGGCUGUCCCGAGCUGGGCUGUCCCGAGCUGGGCUAUCCCGGGCUGUCCCGGGCUGUCCCGGGCCCGGAGCGCCCCCGUCCGCCCCCUCCCGCCUUCGCAGCGCUCGGGCCCCUCCCGCUCACCCUCCCGGGGGGGCGUGUCCUCCCGCUGAGUCUCCGCCCCCCGCCCGCCGGGGCCAAUGGGCUUGCGGCGCGCGGCCCCGCCCCCGCAGCCGUGCCAUUGUUAUGCAAAUAAAAGGGCGGGUAAAAGGCGCGCGCGGCGCCGGGGUCACUCCAGACGGGCGCGAGCGGAGCCAGCGCAGCACCGAGCGCGGCAGCGGCGGGGCCGGGAGCGGCCACCGGGACCCACCGCGACCCCAGCGGGACCCCCAGCCCCGGCAGCACCGCAGCACCGCCCGCCCGCCGCCGCAUGCCCGGGAGGGCGCCGCCGUCGCCGUCCAUGCGGGGCGGCGGGGCCCAGGCGGCGGCAUGAGCCAGAGCGAGGUGUCGCCGUGCGCGGCGCCGCCGCCGCCCCCCAGCCAGCGGGUGUUCCAGGAGGCGGUGCGGCGCGGCAACACCAAGGAGCUGCAGUCGCUGCUGCAGAACAUGACGAACUGCGAGUUCAACGUCAACUCCUUCGGGCCCGAGGGGCAGACGGCGCUGCACCAGUCCGUCAUCGACGGCAACCUCGAGCUCGUCAAGCUCCUGGUCAAGUUCGGCGCUGAUAUCCGCCUGGCCAACCGCGACGGCUGGAGCGCUCUGCACAUCGCCGCCUUCGGAGGCCACCAGGACAUCGUCCUCUACCUGAUCACCAAGGCCAAAUACUCCGCCGGCGCACGGUGAUGCUGGGGCUGCUCCCCCGGUGAUGCCGCGGCUACCCCCCUUCUGCUCCCUCGGUGAUGCCGGGACCGCUCCCUCGGUGAUGCCGGGACCGCUCCCUCGGUGAUGCCGGGACCACUCCCUCGGUGAUGCCGGGACCGCUCCCUCGGUGAUGCCGGGACCGCUCCCUCGGUGAUGCCGGGACCGCUCCCUCGGUGAUGCCGGGACCGCUCCCUCGGUAAUGCCGGGACCGCUCCCUCGGUGAUGCCGGGACCGCCCCCCGGUGAUGCCUGGUCCCCCCCACCUCGCUCUCCCCCGGCGAUGCCGAGGUCCCUCCCCGCUCCCCCGGCCGCCAGAGCUGCUCCCGCCCCCGCCCGGGGGAGGGUUUGGCGAAGAUUUGGGGCCCCACGCAGAACACGCCACCGCUUUUACGUUUUUGGGUUUUUUGUUGUUUUGGUUUGGUUUUCCUUCCAAGGGUUGUUUCCUACUGUAACAUGUUUUUUUUUCCUCCAUCUACCUCGGCUGCACUCACAGUAUUCACGGUUUCAGUUUGACAUCUGGGCAGAUGUUUUAACGCCCCCUGUCCCUCCUCGCUAAUAUUUAAUCCCUCUCCCCGCUCCCCUCGCUCCCAACCCUCCCAUUUAAAGUAUUCUGGCUCAGAAACGAUUUCAUUUCAACGCUCCCCAAAAGCCUCUCCGCCGUCCCCCUCUGGUGCUGGGGUCCCCUCUCCCGUGCCAGCCGCGGCUCCAGGCGCAAUGGCCCGUCGAUGAGCUGGGGGCUCCCGGUCGCCCGCGGCCCUUGCUGGCGAGGAAGAGCAGGAAAGUCUUCCUCCUCUCCAAGGUUCACCCAGUGUUUUCCCACCGCUGAUUUUUUUUUUUUUUUUUGUCGAGGCGAUUCCGUUGGAAUAUGACAGACGUGGUUUUCUCACCCCAAUUGCUCCUCGUUUUGGUUGAUUUUUCAUUGGGUUUUCUGCUUUGGUUCUUCCUUGGGUGUCCGAAGAAAGUCUGUGUCCUCACCCACUCCACGAAUCCGUUUAGCACACGUGAGAUCCCAGGAAAAGACAUUGAGUCCUUCUGAUUUUGUGUAUAAAGGGGGAUUAGCAAAUCCUGGACUUCUUUUUUUCUUAAAAAAAAAAAAAAGUAAAAUAAACUCUAGAGGCAGAGGAUUUGCUUUUGCACAGAAAAGGGGCGCGAGCGCUCUCUGCUGCCUACAGAGAUGCUGGAAAACUACUGAAAAGAGUUUGGGAACUUUAUUUUUUUCUUGUGGUGAAACUUGGAUAACACUUCUCAAUGCAGAAUGAUUCACUUGACGUAUGUACACUCACCUGCCUUUUAUAGGAGAUAUAUAUCCCACAGUAUAUAUCUUUAUAAAGGAAAGGGGGGAAGCAGAGUGAGCCACCCGAAGGCGCAUUUUGAAGUGACUGCACGUAUAAUCGCAAAUGCUGCUUUUUUAUUGCUAUGGCACAAGACCAUCCAUUUGGAAAAUGUGGAAAGUUUUAGAAGUCUCUUCGCUCCCGCUGAUCUUUCAGCCCUCUCCUCGUCUGCACUAAAGCCAUCCGUAUCACUGCCGUCUACCUGCUCUCUCCUCUCUCACACCCUGCAUCCAAACCAUUCCCAUUAAAAAAGAGAAAAGAAAAUAGUUACCUGCUGGUUUAUUUGGGUUGUGUCUUACCUAUUUAUCAUGUUUGUAUAUAUUUGUGGUGAAGAUUGUGAGCCUGAUUUUGUUUGAAGCUGGUGGUGAGUGUUUCAAAAAUAUGGUUUGGGAAAUAUGCCUUUUGUCUGUUGGUUUUUUUGUUUGUUUGUUUUCCUAGUCUUAAAACUAAAAAAAAACUAGAGUCUGCCAUGAUUAUUUCCCAUUGCACUGAAUAUUCUGCUUUGUCUCUGAUGGUUUCACCUGCAAUUUGGGUUUUUUGUUUGUUUGAUGUUUUUUGGUUUUUUCUCCACUUUAACAAUUUGAGAUGAUUUCAAAAGCUCCAAAUUUAAAGAAGAAAGAGAUAAAAAGCUCUAUCAAAAGCAUCUACUGUUAAUGCUGUAAUUUGCAAGGAACUGCUUGGCUGAAGUCUUUCUGUGAGCAUGGAAGGGGGUGUCCAGCACUUCCACUGGUGCUUCUGUGCGAUAGUUAUGGGGUGGGAACAAGACCUUUUCUAGUGAGGUUUUGUCGUCGUUACCAGAUGGUUGCACAUUUUUUUUUUUUUUACAUAAAUGGAUUUGCCACAAUGAAAUGUCAUAACAUUUAUGACAUGAUAUUAAAAAGUGUAUUGUAAAGCCAAGUUCUAGAUGGAUUUUUAAAAAGAAAUCUUGGUUAUAAACCCAGUCUAAAGGGAGCUCUGUCCAGUGUUGUAAAAACAACAUGAGGUAGCCCAUAUUUAUAUUUUUAUAAAAUACCUAUUAAGACUGUGAAUCUCCUGUGUGAAUUGCUGGGUGAGUUGUUUAAGAAAAGUAUUGUUCCUUUCCAGCUUCCUGGAGCUUUAGACACGCUGAGAUUUUUGGGAAACUGUACGUCGGGGAAGGGGGUUUGCUCUGAGAUCGUGAGUUGAUGUAUUUUUACAUCCCUUUGUAUUUUACUGAAAAGCUGCUGCCCUUCCUAGUCCCUAGAGUUUCAAUUUUCUAUGCAACCCCCACACCCCUGGUCUCUCUUGAUCCUGAGAAGUAAAAGGGAUGCAGACUGAUUCAAAUUGAAAUGAGGGUCCCCCCACCCCCCUUGUUGGCUCAUCGUGCUGCUGACCCUUCAUGCCAAAACGGGGAGUACAAGAAAAAAAAAAGAGGCAGGUGGGGGAGGCUCUUUCAUGCAUGACUGGUUGCCUUCCAGCAGUCAUCUUUUUAAUUAUUAUUAUUAUUUUUGUAAGAAGAAUAUAUUGAUAAUGUCAGUGAAAUAAGCAGACAUUGAAGCUGAUGCACAGAUUGCUCCAGAAAGGAGUUUUUCUGUAGAUUUUUCUUUAGAUGCGAAUACCUUUUUUAAUUAUGUUAAUUAAUGUUAAGAAUUCUUAGGCUUAUAUUGAAGCUGUAUGUGGGUCACUAUAUGAUCAUUUCUAACUGGAUAAAGUCUGUACAGUACAGCAUAUUCCUGAGUGUAUGAUAUAGACGUGUAGCCCCAGAGUGCGAAAUUUAUAAAUAAAUUUUUCAUUGAUCUUUUUAUAUAAAAAAAA
Molecule: messenger RNA, 3961 nt
Organism: Pseudopipra pipra
Lineage: Eukaryota; Metazoa; Chordata; Aves; Passeriformes; Pipridae
Gene: NRARP
Product: NOTCH regulated ankyrin repeat protein
Exons: 1
Coding region: 244-840 (198 amino acids)
Cellular component (GO): cytoplasm
Molecular function (GO): enzyme inhibitor activity; phosphatase regulator activity; protein binding
Source: RefSeq, a predicted model, not a curated record